GGCUCCUUUCUCCUGUUCUCUCCCCACUCUCCUUUUGUCUUUUGAUCAAGAAGAAGAUGGGAAGAAAUCUGGGUUUGUUGCUGGGCUUGUUUAGCCUCCUUGUUGGAUUAGCAGUAGCAGACUGGAACAUCUUGAACCAGAAUACAGGGAAGAACAAGAAUGAGCUGAAUUUAACCCACAAGAACUACUACUGUGAAACUUGGAGGAUUGAUGUGGAACUCCACAACAUCCUUAACUUUGAGGUUGUCCCAGAAGAAUGCAUCAAAUACAUCGGCAAGUACAUGAGAUCUGACCGGUACAAGAUUGAUUCCAAGAAGAGGAUUGAGGAAUGCAACUGCUAUCUCUACAACACCUUCAGCUUGACAGGUGAUGGCAAGGAUGCCUGGAUUUUCGACAUUGACGAUACCCUCCUCUCCAAUGUUCCUUACUUCAAGAAACACUGUUACGGAGGGGAGAAGUUAAACAUAACCUCUUUUGAAGAAUGGGUGUGCGAGAGAAAGGCUCCAGCUCUUCAGCACACAUUGCACCUCUUCAGAAAAAUAAAAAGGAAAGGGAUUAAGAUUUUCUUAAUCUCUUCAAGGGGAGAGCACCUCAGGGACGCCACAAUUGACAACCUAAUUAAGGUUGGUUAUUGUGGGUGGUCUGGUCUCAUACUAAGGAGUUAUGAGGACACCUGCAAGACAGUGCUACAGUACAAUGUGGAACAGAGGGAUCUGCUGAUCCGUAAAGGCUAUCGUAUAUGGGGAAUUGUUGGAUCACAAUGGAGCAGUCUCUUGGAACUUCCUAGCGCCAUGAGAACAUUUAAGCUUCCCAAUCCCUUAUACUAUGAUCCCUGA
Telopea speciosissima is the source of this 836-nucleotide messenger RNA. RefSeq names its product acid phosphatase 1-like. The coding region runs from base 57 to 836 and encodes 259 amino acids. Gene Ontology annotation, molecular function: acid phosphatase activity. The transcript has 6 exons. NCBI's taxonomy places the organism in Eukaryota, Viridiplantae, Streptophyta, Magnoliopsida, Proteales, Proteaceae. The record is from RefSeq and is a predicted model, not a curated record.